Canariomyces notabilis is the source of this 3165-nucleotide messenger RNA. RefSeq names its product WD40 repeat-like protein. The transcript is spliced from 3 exons. Lineage: Eukaryota; Fungi; Ascomycota; Sordariomycetes; Sordariales; Chaetomiaceae. The record is from RefSeq and is a predicted model, not a curated record. The coding region runs from base 1 to 3165 and encodes 1054 amino acids. Gene Ontology annotation, molecular function: protein binding.
AUGGCAGCACAUGCAUCCGCAGGCGCCCAGACCCAGAGUGUGCCGACGCCGCCGUCCUUCAGCCCUGGUAAAAGCAGCCCCUCGAGACGCUCUCGGAGCAGCCACACAAUACUUCAGAAAGAGAAGGACGGACGGAAGGAAGGCGGAGCCGAGAUCGAGGAUGCGGACAAGCCGAGUAACGAUAUCGCAUCGAUCCCUGGCACCGGCAACGGCGCUGGAAGUACUGUCGACGUAGCUUCUACCGGGACUUUAUCACGACCUCCCCUCCAACCGUCCGGCUCCUCGACCAUUGACCCAUUGUCGCAGCAUAUAUUGACCUUGAGGGCUCAUACCACUACCGACAUAUCCAUUCCGCAGCGCCUUACCCAAAUGGCCGAGGGCCUCGCCCGGCCCAGCUCCGAUCUAUCAGCGAAAAAUGCAGCCGCCGUGGGUGAGGCGGCCGGCCACAAGAGGAGCCGAAGCUCGUUCCUUAGCCGACUAAACAUUCGAGGUGGCCGAAAGAAGGACCCCAAAGACUUUGAUUCGGAUUCCGAGUUUGGUAACGAGGCUCGAUUGGGCGGCAUUGAUGCCCGUGUCUUCGGCCAGUCGCCAGCCAGCCCCCUGGUGGGUGGGGGGUUCGUUCCGCACCACAAAGAGCCACCGCGAUACAUACGAAUAAGAUCGAGCAAUAAAAAGACGCGCGAGUUCAACCGCAUGUUUCUUGCCCAAGAGUUGGUCGGGACACGUCCGCGGGGAGACGAUCACGAGAUUGCCGAGCGGACAGGCCAGAACCCCGAGGUAACGGUUAGCGUCGCUGGUACAAGCGACAGAAGGUUGACCAGGACAGGCGGUGCUAUCUGGGCCACAGAAUUCAGCAAGGACGGGAGAUACCUAGCUUCGGCAGGGCGAGACCACGUGGUCAGGGUGUGGGCUGUCCUAUCCACCCCCGAGGAGCGUCGGGCUUAUGAGGAAGACGAGGCUGCCCGUGGCGGCACUGGAGAGAGGCUUAGUGCGCCUGUCUUUAGGGACCAACCUAUCAAGGAGUUUCAAGGACACACUGGCGAGGUUCUCGACCUCAGUUGGAGCAAGAACAACUUCCUGCUAUCGUCGUCCAUGGAUAAGACGGUCAGACUCUGGCAUCUUAGCAGAGAUGAGUGUCUUUGCACAUUCAAGCAUAAAGACUUUGUGACUAGACUCGCCUUCCACCCCCGAGACGAUCGCUUCUUUCUGGCUGGCUCCCUGGACACCAUGCUACGGCUGUGGAGUAUCCCGGACAGGGCUGUCGCGUUCUCAGCCCAGCUCCCGGACCUUGUCACGGCUGUCGCCUUCUCUCCAGACGGAAAGGUUGCGAUAGCAGGCCUCCUCAACGGGCUCUGCAUGUUUUAUGAAACUGAAGGACUGAACCUGACCUCUCAGGUUCACGUACGGUCUUCUCGGGGGAGAAAUGCCAAGGGAAGCAAGAUCACCGGUAUACAAACAGUGGCUAUUCCGCCGCCAAGUCCGACCAAGCUGGCGUCGUCAAACUUGCCAAACUCUGGCUCAGUAUCCGAGGCCUCAGAUUCCCCAGACAGCGGAGAAGUCCGAGUCCUGGUUACAUCAAACGACAGCCGAAUACGCAUCUAUAAUCUGCGUGACAAGUCGUUGGAGGUGAAGUUCAAGGGACACGAGAAUUUGUGUAGCCAAAUCGCCGCAACAUUCUCUGACGACGGAAAGUACGUGAUCUGCGGGAGCGAGGACCGAAACACCUUUAUCUGGAACCUUACUGGCCACGCCGCCGUAGUUACAGAUAAGGACAAGUCACCCUGUGAAUAUUUCGAGGCGCAUGGUGAGAUUGUCACAACGGCGCUAUUUGCGCCAACAAAAACCAGGAUGCUUCUUGGACAGAGUGGUGAUCCUAUCUACGACCUUUGCAAUCCGCCACCCGUGUUGCUUCAGAGCCUCGAAGAAGCCGCGAGCGCUGCAGCGAGUCAAGUGGCGGUGACCAACGACACACAGAAGCCAGCGCCCGCUGAGCCAGUGAAGCGCCCGGAGCCCAGCGCGGCUUAUAUUGCGAGGUCAACCCAUUAUGAUGGGCACAUCAUUGUUACGACGGGUGACACUGGGAUUAUAAAGGUUUUCCGGCAGGAUUGUGCCUUUGCUAAGCGCAAGCAUGAUUCUUGGGAGACUGGCAGCACAUUCAGCCGCAAGCUUGGAGCUCACGGCUUCAUAAGCCACGGGCUGGGCCGAAGUGGCAGUGUUCUGACCCGAACCAGUGCCGGCAGUACGGUGCACAGCCGGAGGGGUUCGCUGAGCCAGUCCAUCGCACCGAUUACGAUUGGUUCUCUCCAGUUGAGUGCCACUGGAGGACACCCGGAACGCAUUCUAAGCUGGCGUCAAGGCAUUGAGAACGGCGGUGACAGGCGCGGCGGCGGAUUGCUCAACGGCGGGGGCACCCCAGCUCCCAGCGAGCGGUCCAUCAGCCCGGCCAAAGCCAGUAGAACAUCGCUGAACUCUGCCGCCAAUCCGGCGCGAGAGGCAAGGAAGAAGCCAUACUUUGGCCACUCGCCAGCUCGAGCUCGUGGAGAAAGCACGGUGACAAGUCCCACAAUGAGCACUUAUAGCAGCCCACCAGAGAAAUCCCCGGCGCGGUUGUUCAAGGACCGGCCAGCCAGCGAUAGGCGGAGCUCUCAAGAUGAUGGACCGUUGUGUCCCCCGACGCCGAGCUUCACUUUUCACGCCGCAGACGAUGGUGAGCGGCAGCAGUUGGACUCUGCGGGCGGGAGUUCGUCGUUCUGGAAUUUGAAUCGGUGGCGCGGAAUCACGGGGUUUAGGGCAAGCUCCUCUACUCAGGGUUUGAACGGUAGACGUAGGCGGGGAAGUGGCGGCCGCUUGUCUUUAUCUGCAUCUCGGCGUCAGACAAAUACCUCGGGCGACGAAGGGGAAGUCAGGGGGUCGACUGACGAUGCUCGACGACGAAGUCCGGGGCCUUCGGCAUCGCCUGGACAAGAAGGAAGCCCCGACUAUGAGGGAAGCUCCGCCCAGCCACCCAGUGGCGGUGGAGCGGGACAUGAUGGAGGGGGCCGUUCGUCCAUGCACGCGGUGCGUGUCAGCCACGAAGGGUCGCCAUUCCGGCAACUCCUGAACCGGCUGAGCUCGGACCUCACCGGCCAGGCUCGGGAAGAAGCGAUGCUGGCGGCACGGAGAUGA